Molecule: messenger RNA, 2934 nt
Organism: Symbiodinium necroappetens
Lineage: Eukaryota; Dinophyceae; Suessiales; Symbiodiniaceae
Source: the annotation of a GenBank genome assembly
AUGCAAGAUUCAUCCAAGCCACUUGGCUUGGAUGGCUUCUCAGGUCGUUCCGUGCGAAAGGUGCUCAACAUGCAAGAAGGCACGACAGGGUCCCCUACAAAGGAAAAGGGAGGAUCGGGGCGCCUUGAAAAAACGGCUUCGCCGUCAUUCGCUCGCCCUCGGACCUCGGCAAGCUCGGCAACCUCGGCACAUCGGCCUGCAAAGGGCUUCCAUGGGCUCUACGGCGAGACGGGCAGCAGCCAGGCCAAGAGCCCGAAGGUGAAGGCUGCGACGAACAGGCCGCAGGCUGGGAACAUGGCCAAGGCGCAGCAGGAGACUCGCACUUCCCCAGGGCGUGCCCGCGUUGGUUCGGCUGGAACCGGUGGCACUGGCAGCCUCUCUGAGGAGGCCAAUGUGGCGGUGCCAUCGCCGCCUAGCCCGGACUUGAAGCCCGCGAAGACAGGUACCAAGGACGCCGUCACGCCUCCAAGUUCGACUUCUUCCGCAGACGUCGAAGAGAAAUCUUCUGCCGCAGAGGGCGUGAGUUCGUCCCACCUUGCCGAGCUCCAGACGAAGUUCCUGCAGCAGCGAGAGCUUUUGGUGGCAGCUAUUCGGAAAGGUGCACAAGCAGAGGAGAAGGCGCUCACAAUGAAGGAUGACUUGACAAGAAAGGACGUCAUUAUCUUCAACCUGAAGACGGAGAUUUGUAACCUCAAGAACGAGCAGCUCCACACUCAGCAGGAGAUCCAGAAUCAGAACCAGCUUUUCGAAAGCCAGGUGCAACUGCUGCAGCAGCAGCAUCAUGCACAGCAGCUGCAGCAGGCGCAGCAGUACCGCCAACUUGAAGCAAUGUUGCGGGAGCCUUGGUCUCGUGGUUCCCUUCUCAAACAUCCCAUCUACACGCUGCGAUGUGCCAUGCUUGCUUGCUGUGAGUUUACAGCCGGAUCCUCAGAAGCUGCCGUCAUGAUGGGCGCCAGCUCGAAAACCGAGAAGCUUCGAGGAGGCAUAGAGCCAAUGAUUGCACUGUACGCAUAUCACAGCUUCCAUCCGUGCGCACUGACUGCCGGGCGUGCGGUAAUGAGCCAUGCUCCAGACGAGGCUUGGACCGCACGCGGCAAGGACAUGCAGCCUCCUGGGGAUGGCCAGUCCAACGACACGGAGGAGGGCUUACACCAGGAGUUGAUGGAACGGCAGGCUGUAAUCCGGCGACAGCAAGGUGAAAAUUUCCUGUUGGCGACGCAGGUAAAGCAGCUCGAGCAGCAGAUCAUGGAUGCCAGCAAAGAUGUGCUCCGACCGCAUAUGCUGGCCCAGGUCCUGCAGCUCAUGGACAGCACUGGUGGCCGGGUUCCGCUCAAGGGCGAGGUCGACCGUGCGCGUGCGCUCGUGACCGCAGCCCGACGAACCAUCCGCCGGGUUGCGUGCUGGUCAAGUGACGAUCGGGUCGAGCUGCACGGCACCCGCAGAGACAGUACUCAGGGAAGUGCCACACUGCCUGCCCCACACUCUCCGAACCCGAAUCCGGGUCCACCACAGCCAUCAUCUGCCCACAAUGCCGCUGCCACAGACAGGCGGCCGUCCCCUCACGGAAGACCACGGUCCCCGCGUGGUGAUGUGCCUCCACAGCUAGCUGCAUCAGCAGCUGCUGCACUGGGAGAGUGCAAAGCCGAUGCGCGGCGGGGCCACAUGUACCUCCAGGGAAGCUGUGCGAGCUUCUCGCGGUUUCCCCCAUGCUCCGAAGUGAGCGGGGCCAGUGCACCCUGGACUCCCUGGAAGCAGGGACUUCAGCGAUCGUGCCAGUGGCUCGCAGGAGCCACGCCAGUGGCGUUCGUGCUCGCCGCAUCUUUGCGGAGGUCGGUGCGACGACGGCAGGGAAGUGAGCAGGCCGUGGCCGUGGCUGAUGUGGAGGAGGAGCUCACUGAUGGGGACUACUGCUCGCUGGCACUGAUAGACACCGAUGAGGAGGACCAGUGGAACAAAGUUUCUUUGGAUUCAAACAAACGCCUACGGGACACCAGCCUGGCGGUGAUCAACUAUGUCCUCCCGAUUGUUGGGCCAGCAGUCGCGUUUUGGCAGUGGAGCAAUAUUUUGCAGCUGACUCAUCGAGUGUUGGGUGAUGAGCGACAGCUCUUGGAGCUAAUGCAGGUCACACUGACGCCGGCCACCAACGGCAUCGUCAUUGCAUCGCUAUCGAUCGCUUUUGGCACGCUCACGUCGCUCACGAUCUCCUCCCUGCGGCAACGGCAAAAGGAGAUCCGGCAAUACCUGAACAAGGAGGCUUGCGAGAUGCGGAUUCUCCAGGCCAUGCUGCUGGCAAGUUACCGCCAAGCAGAAGCGCCGAUUAUGCGCGACGGUCCUGGUGGAAAUGCGCGGGAAGCCUUUAUGUGCUUGCACUGCCUGGAGCUGCUGAACUUGUAUGCGGCGAGAGUCUACUCCGAGUCCACUUCCGAAGUGGACCUAAGCGCGCUGAAACGACAAAUCGUGCCUGACACAGAGAUGCUUGGAAUCCUCGACUACUUGUCCGUGGCCAUGACAUCCCCAACCUUCUCAGCCAUGUCACUCCGUGACAACGUGGCGAUGAGUGUGUCCAGGCUCAACGACUUCCGGUCCGAGCGCCUCUCCUCCAUCAACACGGCGUUUCCGUUCCUGCACUGGGUGAUCCUAAGCCUGCUGGCCUCCUCCAUCUCAAUUUGCUUCCUUAUCGAGGUGGACCAGUCCGAGGGGCGCUUCCUUGCAGAGCGCCCGGAGGAUUCGAUGCGUCUGCGGCUGGUGUUCACGAUGCUGGUGGGAUCUUUCUGUGGCCUCACGGCGCUCUGCGCAGAUCUGAACGACCUUUUUCGGGGCAGCUUCAACGUGAACGAGAGCGCUGUCCAAAUGAGUGUGGUGCAGGAGGUCAUCCGGCUUGAAAACAGCCAGCUGCGCAACGUCCUGGAGGACCGUUGCCAGGGUCCCAAAUGA